This is a messenger RNA of Haplochromis burtoni (Burton's mouthbrooder), 6365 nucleotides long. RefSeq names its product RNA polymerase II subunit A (gene polr2a). Gene Ontology annotation, biological process: transcription by RNA polymerase II. The coding region runs from base 260 to 6160 and encodes 1966 amino acids. Lineage: Eukaryota; Metazoa; Chordata; Actinopteri; Cichliformes; Cichlidae. The record is from RefSeq and is a predicted model, not a curated record. The transcript is spliced from 29 exons. Gene Ontology annotation, cellular component: RNA polymerase II, core complex. Gene Ontology annotation, molecular function: DNA binding.
AACAUUCAGUAGCGCUUAGAGCGCUCCAGAGUGUGGAUCAAAAAAAGGGAGGGGAACAGUCGGUAGUCAGCUUAUAUAUGAUUAAACAAAAUUAACUCGGCUUUAAAGGCAACCGACAGCAGAGGUCCCUGGACUAUCGCCUUCGGAGACUUUCCGGUCACCGUUGGCGGCCUGACCAGAGUCGUGGUGACAAUUUAAAGGCUGUUCCUGCUCACAAAGCGGCGUGCCGAGGAAGGACGCGUCUCUUUGAAUAGACAGGAUGCACGGACCGCCCUCCGGCGACAGCGCAUGCCCAUUGCGCACGAUCAAGAGAGUUCAAUUCGGCAUCAUCAGCCCAGAUGAACUUAGACGGAUGUCCGUCACAGAAUGGGGAAUCAAGUACCCCGAAACAACAGAAGGAGGACGUCCGAAACUUAGUGGCCUUAUGGAUCCGAGACAAGGGGUCAUAGAGCGAACUGGGAGAUGUCAGACAUGUGCAGGCAACAUGACUGAAUGUCCAGGUCACUUUGGUCACAUAGAACUAGCAAAACCAGUUUUCCACGUUGGCUUCAUAUCAAAGAUUAUGAAGGUUCUUCGGUGUGUCUGCUUCUUUUGCUCCAAGCUGCUAGUGGAUUCAAACAAUCCCAAGAUCAAAGACAUCCUCGCAAAAUCCAAAGGGCAACCCAGGAAGCGUUUGACCCACGUCUACGAGUUGUGCAAAGGAAAAAACAUCUGUGAAGGCGGAGAGGAGAUGGACAACAAAUUUGGAAUGGAGCAGCAGGAGACAGAGGAGGAUCUCACCAAGGAGAAGGGUCACGGGGGCUGUGGACGCUAUCAACCACGCAUUAAACGCUCCGGCUUGGAGUUGUAUGCUGAGUGGAAACACGUUAAUGAGGACUCGCAGGAGAAGAAAAUCUUGCUGAGUCCUGAGCGUGUGCAUGAGAUCUUCAAGCGCAUCGCGGAUGAAGAAGACAUCAUCUUGGGCAUGGACCCCAAGUUCGCCCGACCAGAGUGGAUGAUUGUAACUGUGCUGCCUGUGCCUCCACUGUCUGUAAGGCCUGCUGUAGUGAUGCAGGGCUCAGCUCGCAACCAGGAUGACUUGACCCACAAACUGGCCGACAUCGUCAAAAUCAACAACCAGCUUAAAAGAAACGAGCAGAGUGGUGCGGCUGCUCACGUCAUAGCUGAAGAUGUGAAGCUGCUUCAGUUUCAUGUUGCCACUAUGGUGGACAAUGAAUUGCCAGGCUUGCCAAGAGCGAUGCAAAAGUCUGGCCGCCCUCUCAAGUCCAUAAAACAGCGUCUAAAGGGGAAGGAGGGGAGAGUGCGAGGUAACCUGAUGGGGAAGCGUGUGGACUUCUCAGCUCGAACCGUCAUCACCCCAGAUCCCAACCUGCAAAUUGACCAAGUGGGCGUACCACGAUCCAUUGCUGCCAACAUGACCUUCCCAGAAAUUGUCACACCUUUCAAUAUAGACAGAUUGCAAGAACUGGUACGACGAGGAAACAGCCAGUAUCCCGGAGCCAAAUACAUCAUCCGCGACAAUGGAGACAGAAUUGACCUGCGAUUUCACCCAAAACCAAGUGAUCUUCAUCUGCAAAUUGGCUACAAGGUGGAGAGACACAUGUGUGACGGGGACAUUGUCAUUUUCAACCGACAACCUACACUACAUAAAAUGUCCAUGAUGGGGCACAGGGUGCGGAUUCUGCCGUGGUCCACAUUUCGACUCAACCUCAGUGUCACCACGCCCUACAAUGCUGACUUUGACGGCGAUGAAAUGAACCUCCACCUGCCACAGUCGCUGGAGACGAGGGCAGAGAUUCAAGAGUUGGCCAUGGUGCCUCGUAUGAUCGUCACACCGCAGUCCAACAGGCCCGUCAUGGGUAUCGUGCAGGACACUCUGACUGCUGUUCGCAAAUUCACCAAAAGGGACGUCUUCUUGGAGAGGGGUGAAGUGAUGAAUCUCCUCAUGUUCCUCUCCACCUGGGAUGGGAAAAUGCCUCAGCCGGCCAUUCUCAAACCUCGUCCUCUGUGGACUGGCAAGCAGAUCUUCAGUCUAAUCAUUCCAGGACACAUUAAUGUGAUCCGCACACACAGCACCCACCCUGACGACGAGGACAGCGGUCCUUAUAAGCACAUAUCACCCGGCGACACUAAGGUUAUAGUGGAGAAUGGUGAGCUGAUCAUGGGCAUCCUGUGUAAGAAGUCCCUGGGAACAUCAGCUGGCUCCCUCGUCCACAUCUCCUACCUGGAAAUGGGCCAUGAUAUCACCCGACUCUUCUACUCCAACAUUCAGACUGUGGUCAACAACUGGCUGCUCAUCGAGGGUCAUUCCAUUGGUAUUGGUGACUCCAUUGCUGAUGCCAAGACGUACCUUGACAUCCAGAAUACGAUCAAGAAAGCCAAACAGGAUGUGAUAGAAGUCAUUGAGAAAGCUCACAACAACGAGCUGGAGCCGACCCCUGGUAACACACUGAGGCAGACCUUUGAGAACCAGGUGAAUCGCAUCCUUAACGAUGCUCGAGACAAAACGGGAUCCUCUGCCCAGAAGUCUUUGUCCGAGUACAACAACUUCAAGUCCAUGGUGGUGGCUGGAUCUAAGGGCUCAAAGAUUAACAUCUCACAGGUUAUUGCUGUGGUGGGGCAGCAGAACGUGGAGGGUAAGAGAAUCCCGUUUGGCUUCAAACAUCGCACAUUGCCUCACUUCAUCAAGGAUGACUACGGUCCUGAGAGCAGAGGUUUUGUGGAGAACUCCUACCUGGCCGGCCUGACACCAACAGAAUUCUUCUUCCACGCCAUGGGAGGCAGAGAGGGUCUGAUUGAUACAGCUGUCAAGACAGCUGAGACUGGUUACAUCCAGCGUCGUCUGAUCAAGUCUAUGGAGUCUGUGAUGGUGAAGUAUGAUGGCACAGUGCGGAACUCCAUCAAUCAGGUGGUGCAGCUGCGAUACGGUGAGGACGGCCUGGCAGGAGAGAAUGUAGAGUUCCAAAAUCUGGCAACAGUGAAACCCUCGCACAAAGCCUUCGAAAAGAAGUUCAAGUUUGAUUGCACAAAUGAGCGAGCACUGAGGCGAACGCUGCAAGAAGACGUGGUGAAAGACGUGAUGACCAAUGCUCAUGUCCAGGGCACCUUGGAAAGGGAGUUUGAUAAGAUGAAGGAGGACAGGGAGAUCCUGCGAGCAAUUUUCCCUACUGGUGACAGUAAGGUGGUGCUGCCGUGCAACCUGGCCAGAAUGAUCUGGAACGCUCAGAAGAUCUUCCGAAUCAACCCUCGAACUCCGACAGACCUCCAUCCUCUCAGAGUGGUCGAGGGUGUUCACGACCUGAGUAAGAAGCUGGUGAUUGUGAAUGGCGACGACCCUCUGAGUAGACAGGCCCAGCAGAACGCCACCUUGCUCUUUAACAUCCACCUGCGCUCCACACUGUGCUCCAAGCGCAUGACCGAGGAGUUCCGGCUGUCCACCGAGGCUUUCGAUUGGCUGCUGGGAGAGAUUGAGACCAAGUUCAACCAGUCUAUUGCUCACCCCGGUGAGAUGGUGGGUGCUCUGGCUGCUCAGUCUCUGGGAGAGCCAGCCACUCAGAUGACCCUGAACACUUUCCACUACGCCGGCGUGUCGGCCAAGAACGUAACACUCGGUGUGCCCCGUCUGAAGGAGUUGAUCAACAUUUCGAAGAGGCCAAAGACGCCUUCACUGACUGUUUUCCUGCUGGGUCAGGCGGCACGUGACGCAGAGAGGGCCAAAGAUAUCCUCUGUCGGCUGGAGCACACAACACUGAGAAAAGUGACGGCCAACACCGCCAUCUACUACGAUCCCAACCCACAGAACACGGUGGUGGCCGAGGACCAGGAGUGGGUGAACGUCUACUACGAGAUGCCCGACUUCGAUGUGACACGAAUUUCGCCGUGGCUCCUGCGCAUCGAGCUCGACCGGAAGCACAUGACAGAUCGCAAACUGACUAUGGAGCAGAUUGCAGAGAAGAUCAAUGCAGGUUUUGGAGAAGACCUCAACUGCAUCUUCAACGACGACAACGCUGAGAAGCUGGUGCUGCGAAUCAGAAUCAUGAACAGUGAUGAAAACAAGUUCCAGGAGGACGAGGAGGUGGUGGACAAGAUGGAUGACGACGUCUUCCUGAGGUGCAUCGAGUCCAACAUGCUGACGGACAUGACUCUGCAGGGCAUCGAGCAGAUCAGCAAGGUGUACAUGCACUUGCCCCAGACUGACAACAAGAAGAAGAUCAUCAUCACAGAGGACGGUGAGUUCAAAGCCCUGCAGGAGUGGAUCCUUGAGACGGACGGAGUGAGUCUCAUGAGAGUGCUCAGCGAGAAAGACGUCGACCCCGUCAGGACCACCUCCAACGACAUUGUGGAGAUAUUCACGGUCUUGGGAAUUGAGGCUGUGCGAAAGGCUCUGGAGAGGGAGUUGUACCACGUCAUCUCCUUCGACGGUUCCUACGUCAACUACCGCCACUUGGCUCUGCUCUGUGACACCAUGACCUGCCGAGGUCACCUGAUGGCCAUCACCCGUCACGGCAUCAACCGCCAAGACACGGGACCGCUCAUGAAGUGUUCCUUCGAGGAGACGGUGGAUGUGUUGAUGGAGGCGUCAUCCCAUGGAGAGUGCGAUCCCAUGAAGGGUGUGUCAGAGAAUAUCAUGCUUGGCCAGCUAGCACCAGCGGGGACCGGCUGCUUCGACCUACUGCUGGACGCUGAGAAGUGCAAAUACGGCAUGGAGAUUCCCACAAACAUACCCGGCAUCAGCGUGGCUGGACCCACGGGAAUGUUCUUCGGCACUGUGCCCAGUCCCAUGAGCGGCAUGUCCCCUGCUAUGACCCCAUGGAACACCGGAGCUACCCCAGCCUAUGGCGCUUGGUCUCCCAGUGUUGGCAGCGGCAUGACCCCUGGAGGAGCAGGGUUCUCCCCCAGUGCAGCAUCAGACGCAAGUGGCUUUUCUCCUGGUUACUCCCCUGCUUGGUCUCCCACUCCUGGCUCUCCAGGAUCUCCGGGACCUGCCAGCCCAUACAUCCCAUCUCCAGGUGGAGCCAUGUCACCAAACUACUCCCCCACUUCCCCCGCCUACGAGCCUCGUUCCCCAGGUGGCUACACCCCACAGAGCCCGGGCUACUCCCCUACCUCUCCGUCCUACUCCCCCACAUCUCCCUCUUACUCUCCCACCAGCCCCAACUACAGCCCGACAUCUCCUUCCUACUCGCCCACCUCGCCCAGUUACUCCCCAACUUCUCCUUCCUAUUCGCCCACGUCUCCUUCCUACUCGCCGACGUCUCCCUCCUACUCCCCCACCUCUCCCUCCUACUCCCCCACCUCCCCCUCCUACUCUCCCACUUCGCCCAGCUAUAGUCCGACGUCGCCGAGCUACAGCCCGACGUCGCCCAGCUAUUCACCCACCUCACCUUCUUACUCUCCCACCUCGCCUUCUUACUCCCCCACCUCUCCAUCCUAUUCGCCCACCUCCCCUUCGUACUCCCCCACGUCUCCUUCCUACUCGCCGACCAGCCCGAGCUACAGCCCCACAUCACCAAACUACACCCCCACCUCACCCAGUUACUCCCCUACCUCCCCAUCUUACUCCCCGACAUCGCCGUCUUACUCCCCAACGUCUCCCAACUACACCCCGACCAGCCCCAACUACUCACCCACUUCUCCCUCGUACUCACCCACCUCUCCGUCAUACUCGCCUUCCAGUCCACGCUACACCCCGCAGUCGCCCACUUAUACGCCCAGCUCACCAUCAUACAGCCCCAGCUCGCCCUCUUACUCCCCCACCUCACCCAAAUAUACUCCGACCUCGCCUUCAUACAGCCCCAGCUCCCCAGAGUACACUCCCACCUCCCCCAAAUAUUCCCCCACGUCACCCAAGUACUCCCCAACAUCGCCAAAGUACUCUCCCACUUCUCCUACUUACUCUCCGACGACUCCAAAAUACAGCCCCACCUCUCCCACCUACUCCCCCACCUCCCCCACCUAUACCCCCACCAGCCCCAAAUACUCUCCUACAUCCCCCACUUACUCCCCAAACUUCACCAAAUACUCACCCACAUCUCCCACGUACUCGCCGACUAGUCCCAAAGGCUCGACAUACAGCCCCACCUCCCCUGGAUACAGCCCCACCUCCCCCACCUACAGCCCGGCCAUCAGCCCUGACGACAGCGACGAGGAGAACAACUGAUGAGCUGCGCAGGAGAAGGGGAGGCGGCUAAAAGAAAUAACAGAACGGGGACGAAGCUCCAUCGCCUCGUGGGAGACAACUAAACGGACAGCAUCUUUAAACAGCUGGAGGUGACGGAGCUUUUAGCCACUGGAGGGUCCCAGCUGUGAUCAUUUCCUGUGAGGAAAACUCAAGCCUGGGACCAUCCGAAGGAGCUGCCACCCCC